UAAAGUAGUCGAGUGAACUACCGUAAAGGGAAUGAUGGAUGUAUCAAAGCGAAAAGUAGUUGCCUGUGCCUUCAUGGGUUUACGAUUAGCAAAUAUCUCGGAGGGAAAGGGCAUUAAAGUAAACUUUUUGAAUGCCUUUUGAAGGUCAAUUUUUUUAAAACAAAAUGAAUUAUCCAUUUGUAUACGACACAAUACUAUGGAUCCUGUCAAUAUUAAUUGAUUUUUUUUUCCGGGAAGUGAAAACCAGAGGUGCUUUUCGAGUACCUAGAAAGGGACCUAUUAUUUUGGUUGCUGCCCCUCAUGCCAACCAGUUUGUCGAUCCUUUGAUUUUGAUGCUUCAAUUACGGCGAGAAGUGAAUCGUCGAACAUCGACAUUAGUUGCUGCUAAAAGCCACCGACAAAAAAUUAUUGGUAUCUUUUCAAGAGCUUUCGGUGCAAUUCCAGUUGAACGUGCGCAAGAUUUAGCUAAGCGUGGUAAAGGGAAAAUUUAUGUUGUACCUGACGGGGACCAAAGCGAGAUUCAUGGUAUAGAUACAGAGUUUACAAAUCAUCGUCUUGGCGAUACUAUUAUACUUCCAAACAAUUCUGGAAGCACGCAUAUCGCCUCCAUUGAAAGUGACACCUUAAUACGUGUUAAACGUGAGUUCCGUGAGGAAGCUGCUGUACGUAUGCUCCACUCACCUGAGGGUUGCACGUAUAAAGUGGCUCCUGAAGUUAAUCAAGCAACGGUAUUUGAUAAAGUUAGACAACGUCUCGUCGAAGGUGCUUGUAUUGCGAUCUUUCCAGAAGGUGGCUCACAUGACCGUCCUGAAAUGCUUCCUUUGAAAGCAGGCGUCGCCAUUAUGGCCCUCGAAACCCUUUCUCAAAAUCCAGACUGCGGCCUCCAAAUAGUUUCUUGUGGUAUGAAUUACUUUCACCCACAUCGCUUCCGUUCACGAGCUGUCUUAGAGUUUGGCUCUCCCUUAUCCAUCCCUGAAAAGGAUGUCCAGCUCUACAAAGAUGGUAAACGCCGUGAGGCUAUACAAAAUGUGCUGGAUAUGAUUUAUGGCUCAUUGUUAUCUGUAACUGUGCAGACUCCCGAUUAUGAAACUUUGAUGGUUAUCCAAGCUUGUCGCCGGUUGUACAAGCCAGCUCAUGUACAGCUAUCAUUACCAAAAGUGGUCGAUUUGAAUCGAAAAUUGAUCACUGGAUAUAAUCAUUUUAAAAAAGAUCCUCGAGUAAUACGUUUGCAUGAUCGGAUUCUGCUUUAUAACCGCCAGUUAUAUCGUCUAGGAAUUCGCGAUCAUCAAGUACAAGGCCUUCGCUAUUCCCGUCUUCUGAUCUUAUACAAAUUGGUUUAUAGCUGUUGCAAGCUUUUUUUGCUAGCUCUCGGUGCCUUGCCGGGUGCUAUCCUUUUCUCUCCCGUCUUUAUUGCCGCUAAACGAAUUAGUGUUCGUAAAGCCGAAGAAGCACUGAGGGGGUCUUCUGUCAAAAUCCAGGGUCGAGAUAUCUUAGCAACCUGGAAAUUACUGGUGGCUUUGGGAAUGACCCCGAUCUUGUAUUCGUUUUAUGCUAUGCUUUGUUGUUAUUUCAUUUACUCGUAUAAGUUAAUCCCACAUUCGAGUAUAUUUGUUUAUGCAAUUCCUAUAAUUUCUUCAAUCUUGUUUCCUAUGGUAACUUAUGCGGCCUUACGCUUUGGCGAAGUCGCUGUUGACAUAUACAAGUCCAUUCGACCGCUUUUCCUGGCGUUAAUACCGUCUAAAGCAAAUGCUGUGUACAUUUUACAACAUGAACGAGAAGAACUUGUUGCUGAAGUCACGGACGUAAUUAACAAAUUAGGACCGGAAUUGUUUCCAGAUUUUGAUGUCCAUCGCCUUGUUCCUGAAAGACAAGAACAUCCUUCAAGAUAUACUCGUCGUCUUAGUUCUUCUGUCGAAUCUGAUGUAGAUAAUCUAUCCCAACUUCAUGAAACAGAGAUGAACCAAGAGGCUCUUAUUCCGUCUCAAGGCGAUGUAUAUUUAUAUUCACCUUAUCCUCAUGAAAUGACCAGCUCUAGCACGGAUGAGGAGACUGAAAAUCAUAAUAAAGCAUAUCUUAUUCGUAAAGCUUUGCGUGAGAGAAUGGGGUUGCGCAUGAGUCAAAAGAAUGACUCUCGAGACUUUACUCCGGAUGGCGUCUUUAGUGAAUCUGAUGACCAGUUAAGUGACUAAUCAUCGUGCGAAGGAAACGGAAAAGAAAAAGCGACCUUUUAUUUUUUAUUUGAAGAGUUUGCUUUAUUACAUUUCAGAGAGGGAGAAAGAAAAGUGCAGUAGUCAUUCUUUACUCGAUAAGAGCAAUUUAAUUACAGAUGAUAAUAUUUUUCAGUCUUAAUUGUGAUUUUCUUUUUUUCUCUUUUUGAAGUGACUAACUACUAAUUCGAGAUAAUGUGUGCAGUAGUCAAUACAGCUUAAAAAGCUGUGGAAGUGAUGGUGUUUGAUGAAUUCGAACAUAUUCGUAAAUUCAAUUUGCAAGAAUUGGUUUGACUAUCACUUAAUUUAUAGAAUCUUACUUUAUGGUAAUUUUAUAUGUCUAGUAUAGGUUGGCAGUUGUUAGUUUAUACGAAUUUUAAAUGAGUAUUAUUGUCUUUGCAAUCUUCCAAGAAACAAAC
Schizosaccharomyces octosporus yFS286 is the source of this 2626-nucleotide messenger RNA. RefSeq names its product glycerol-3-phosphate O-acyltransferase. Gene Ontology annotation, cellular component: endoplasmic reticulum membrane. Gene Ontology annotation, biological process: phospholipid biosynthetic process. The record is from RefSeq and is a predicted model, not a curated record. Bases 165 to 2189 code for a protein of 674 amino acids. The transcript is spliced from 3 exons. Gene Ontology annotation, molecular function: glycerone-phosphate O-acyltransferase activity; glycerol-3-phosphate O-acyltransferase activity. Lineage: Eukaryota; Fungi; Ascomycota; Schizosaccharomycetes; Schizosaccharomycetales; Schizosaccharomycetaceae.